AUGCGAAAAGUGAUACUUGUACUGAUUGUUUUCGCUUCACUGCACACUUUUGCUCAACGUGUGAAAUGUGUAUCUGAAUCGAAGUAUUUUAUUCCAAAUUUUACGGCAAACUGGUUCAAAGCAACGGAAUACUGCAACUACCUCGGAAUGCGCCUGGUUAUAAUUUCUUCCGCCGAGGAGCAAAACAAGGUAACGGAGAUGGUUACGAACACGGAUAAAUUCAGCAAUGAAACCACGGAAAUUUGGAUCGGAGGAAGUGACUUAGCUGAGGAGGGAAACUUUUACUGGCACUCCACGGGAGUAAGAGUUCGCUAUACGAACUGGAAGAAACAACAACCGGACAAUGCGCACAAUGUCGAGCAUUGUUUGGAGAUUCGAUAUAUUCCCGUUCAUGGUUGGAACUGGCACUGGAACGAUCGGGAGUGUAAGGAACGGCGUUACUUUGUUUGUGAGAAUCUGGAUCCCGGCAAGGAAAUUGUAAUGUUCUAA
Molecule: messenger RNA, 489 nt
Organism: Sabethes cyaneus
Lineage: Eukaryota; Metazoa; Arthropoda; Insecta; Diptera; Culicidae
Product: perlucin-like
Exons: 2
Coding region: 1-489 (162 amino acids)
Molecular function (GO): signaling receptor activity
Source: RefSeq, a predicted model, not a curated record